This is a messenger RNA of Drosophila takahashii, 636 nucleotides long. RefSeq lists its product as uncharacterized. Lineage: Eukaryota; Metazoa; Arthropoda; Insecta; Diptera; Drosophilidae. The record is from RefSeq and is a predicted model, not a curated record.
GUGAUGUGGAUAUACACAGUGUACGUUUUUCUCAUGGUGAUCCCCAAAGCACUGUUUCAGAUUCCUAUGUCGUAUGAAGCUAACUUUGUAUCCAUCGACUAUUCACCGAACUCACAACCAUUUGAUGGAACUAAUAUUCGACUAAUUGGCCGAGAGCGGAUGUUGAAUGGAACUUUCAAAAUUCUUGAGGAUUCGGACGAUACACACUAUGAAGUGGCUAUUGAUAUUUAUACCAAUUCCGCUCGAGACGGCAAUUUCAAGCUGAUGCCCUUAUCCUUGCCACGCCAAGGAAUUUGCACAUUGUUUAAGAAACACGGGGACUACAUGAAGGACAACAUUAAGUACGGAGUUAACACCGACUUAUCUGUAGGCACCAAUACAUGCCUUUUUCCAAAGGGGACGUACUAUUUGAAGAACGUCGCCAUUAAUGUCAAGCGUUGGCCGGUCAUAAUGCCACGCGGCCUUUGCCGACACGUCGUGAAAUUGUAUAAAGAUGGAGAGCAGGUCGGCACUUACAAUGUUACUACCUCCAUCGAAGAUCGCACGCCUUCUUUUCUCGGUGUUUAGCUUAUGAACGCCAAAAUAGGCUACGUACAGUCACUAGGAAUUGCUAUAGUUUUUAUAGAAAUAAAUAUG